AUGACGGAGGCUAUCAGAGUGCCUGAUUUCCGAACAAAAGGCACAGACUGCGCAGAGUGGGCCAUGCUUAAGCCGUGCUGCAUUGUCUUGCUGGAACCACGGUUCGGCGGUUUCCUCAUCAGUCAGGUGUCCGAGGAAGUCAUCGAGUAUCGAGUUGCGAAACUCUUCUCAUACACAUGGUCUAUGGGAUUCUUCCUGUGCAAGGGGGUACAUUACUUACAGAACGUGUCUGCCAUCUGCUCCGUACUCACGCUUACCGCCAUGAGCAUCGAAAGAUACUAUGCUAUCGUGCACCCCAUGAAAGCCAAAUAUAUGUGCACCAUCAGCCAAGCACGCAAGAUCAUCUUGGGAAUAUGGGUAGCCUCAUUUCUGCUUGCUGUGCCGAACCUCGUCUCACAGGAACAUAUUCUGGUUGGAAUUAAGUACAAGGCGUACUACUGUGUACAGACUAUGGACAAGCCUUCACUGUGGCGUUUCCACGAGGUCUACAUGUUGCUGCUGAUCCUGGUGAUACCGACGUGCAUAAUGAUAGUUGCCUAUGGCUCCAUCUCCUGGGAGAUCUGGCACGUCAUGCAACGGCGCUAUGACAUGACCAGCGGCCAGGCGUUGAACCCAGUCGGAGGACGAGGCGGAGUGGAAAGCUUCCCUCUGCGCUACAGCAAACGCUUCCAGAGAGGCAUGGGUUCCAAUGUGGGCAGUUUCCGGGAGUCCAUCAGGAAGGCGAACGCCAUCAGGACUGAGGAGGAAAACAAUACCGUGAAACAGGUGACUGGCGCUCAUCCAUUCGGUUCACGGAUUCCUGGACUCCAAAACCAUCUCCAUCAACAAAAGACCCACCAGGUUAUCAAGAUGUUAGUGGCUGUUGUGGCGCUCUUUGUCCUGUGCUGGGCUCCGCUCCUCAUUUUGAACGUUCUUUACGCCUACGGAGUAGUCUCCAAGUACAGCAAUGACGUAGAAAUCAAGAAUGUCCAGUCGGGUUUCACUGUCAUGGCCUACUCAAAUAGCUGUAUUAACCCACUAGUGUACGGCUUCAUGUCGAAGAACUUUCGCGAGAGUUUCUACAAGGCCCUGUGCAGAUGUUGUUAUCGAGGAGGCCGAGUCCCGAAACGCCAUUUCUCUCUUUCCCAGACCAGAACGACUUCAGUGCGGUUUAAGUUUCAUCUGCUGGUUGUUAUAGUCCGAAGUAUCCAAUGCCAUUGCAGGAUCAACCGUAGAAGGAAGGACAGUGCUUCGGACGCAGUGUGUCAGUCUCCACGACGCCAUACUGAUGCUGGUGGGGCAGCUGGCGCUGGUGCAGGAGUCGCAGCCAACGAUCGCAGAGGCCACCAUCGACUACGCAGCAAUACCGGCGCAGCUACUGCGCAACCAGCGAAAUGCAAGAAUUUCCUGAAGAUUUCGUGUCAGCCGCAGAGUACAACACAAGGAACUGCUGGGAUAACGUGAACGAAGACAGGGUACAGAGUGAAGAAGUGUGAAAUUUCAGAUCCAAACUGUCAUGUGAAGGAUUUCGCACAGCAGAGAAAUCGGUAGGCUUGUGUGUUCCAGUUUGUCACGGUUGACUAUGACAUAGCUGGUGUCUGCAGACUCAUCACGACAUAUCUGCGAAGGGCUCUGAACACGUACCCUGUCCACAAGCCAACUUCUCCUGGAGCACAAGUUAGAUUACAUGACAACCAGGAUCGCCUCCUUUUGGAAGGAGCCGAGGGUUUUUUCUAACCAAGAUAGGCACUCAGUGCAGAAUUAUACAACCGAGGCUGAAAAUAUACGUGGUAACUAAAGCGGCCAUAGACGCCUAGACUAAAAAUCGAAGCAUUUCCUCUACAUCUUUAAAGUAAAUUAUUCUCUGGCUGCCGGUUUUGCUUUACUUGUGAUAGACCGCAGAGGCUUACGAGACGGUCAAUACAUCUUUUAUAUUCUAAGAGUCUUAAAUCAUAAAUGGCGGGAUGUCUUAUAAAUAAUAUUGUGACGUAUUCGCGCUAUGCAGGACACCCCCUCCCCCUCCAGCGGUCCUAACAGCGCUAGUCAACUCUCAGCCCCCUCCACCGCCAGCGGGGUACCUCACAUCUGCGCUACGAAAACCAACCUGUUAAUGCAGUUUAGGGAAACUCGCAGUUUAUUGUAAAAACCAUACGAAACACAAAAUAACCUUGUGGGAGAAUUUCAUAGUUUAGCUGAAGCAGGUGGUGCAUGUAGGAACAAGUUGUUAUGAAUGGUUCAAUUUACUUGCAUAGUCAAAGAGCUCAGAUUUUAAUAUACGUGGUAGUUCUUCAAAUUCGAAAAACCUGAAAAUAAGAGGCUGGAUUUUUGCGUGGAUCAAAUCAAGAAGUAUGCAAGACUUUUUUAUCAAUGCAUUUCACUUCCCUUUAAAAUACAACUUUCGACACUGCUUCAAAUCUGUAGCAAACUUUGAAAGUAUUGUUAUACAGUUGAAUGUCAUUAUUUUGAAAAUAAACGUUAACAAUGCACGCUGCUGGGAGGAGCGUGUAGUGUACUACAUAUAUUUAAUAUUUGAUUUGUAUGAAAUUAAUGGCCGUGGGGAUUCGUUGCGCUGACCACGCGACACCCUC
This is a messenger RNA of Cryptotermes secundus, 2567 nucleotides long. Its product is annotated as pyroglutamylated RF-amide peptide receptor. The record is from RefSeq and is a predicted model, not a curated record. Bases 1 to 1443 code for a protein of 480 amino acids. Gene Ontology annotation, biological process: G protein-coupled receptor signaling pathway. NCBI's taxonomy places the organism in Eukaryota, Metazoa, Arthropoda, Insecta, Blattodea, Kalotermitidae. The transcript has 10 exons. Gene Ontology annotation, cellular component: membrane. Gene Ontology annotation, molecular function: peptide binding; neuropeptide Y receptor activity.